AGUACAGUGCUCUGCACACAAAAUUUCUAGAUAGCCCCAUUUCUUGAGGAAUUCCAGCCAUGCCACAGUUUGCUGAGGCAGUUUGGCUCCUGCACGUACCCAGGAGUGAGAUGACUUUGGGCCCCGUGGCCUCCGAGUUUCGCUUUUCCGCAACGGGGCAGGCGUUGCUCUACGAUUACGGUAUGCCAGCGAAGAACGCUCCUUCAGGAAGAUUCAGCUCCCGGGAGACUUUAUAAGGGGUCAGCCCCGUGGACGGGCAUUUUUACCUGCUUCCCCGCCAGCCGCGGAGAAUGGAGCCUCCGAACUCAUCUUCCCAGCAACCCACUGUCUGUGCCCAUCCCCAGACUGAAUGCAGAGCGGCACCAAAAGGAAAUCAGCCGAAGCCAACCGAGCUCCCUGUGGGAAAGGAGGCCCCCAGGAUCGGCCGGCCCACCCAGAAGAAUCCAGAGUCUCUUUUCAGUGCCAUCUUAAGGUUUCCGACCGAGGAGCUAAAGAACAACGCAAAGAUCCAGUCUAUCACCCCAAAGCCGCCCCGGAAGCCGAAGCUCGAGCGGACGGCUUCCCUAGACGAGAGGGGUUGGAGGGGAAGGCAUUUUCGAACCAGCCAAGAGGGCUGGACGGACCCGAACGAGACAGGGUCAUCGAAUGGUUCUCUGCAGGAGGGGAUCCCCAGCCCCCCGCCCGUAGGUAAAGCAGCCCAUCCCGCCAGCCCCCUGCCCCGCGGCCUGAACCACUUGCAGAGCACAUCCUUGCAAGACAUCCCCGAGCCGGGGGGCUUGCGAAACAGUUCCGACCCCUCUUCGCGCCUGGAAAAGCAUCGGGCUCUGGUGCCCAGUGCCUCCCUGGAGCUCCUCCCCGGGAUCCCGGGAUUGGGAAGCAAACUUCGACUGUCCAAAGUAGUGCCCUUGCGAGCCCUUCCCCCCGUGGAGCUGAACGUGGCAUCUCACUCCCUGAGGACGGCUAAUCGGAUCGACUCGGACUGUGCGGAUUACAGGCAUCAGGCUCGGAAGAAACUGGUCCGGACCAACAGCGCCCUGAGCGAUUCCAGGCUGUCCGGCAGCAUGGUCUGUGACGACGGCUCCACGGCCUCCAUGAAGUCUACGUUUAGCCUACUGACGCCCAUCCGCUCCAAGGAUGUGCGAAGCAGGAGCUACUUGGAAGGAAGCCUCUUAGCCAAUGGUGCCUUGUUGGGAGCGGAAGAACUGGUUCGCUAUUUCCCAGAUCGGAACAUUGGCCUUUUCGUGGCCACCUGGAAUAUGCAAGGCCAGAAGGAACUUCCUGAAAACCUGGAUGAUUUCUUGUUGCCUUCUGAGACUGACUAUGCCCAGGAUAUGUACAUCAUUGGAGUGCAAGAAGGCUGCUCGGACAGGCGGGAAUGGGAGAUCCGUCUCCAGGAAACCCUGGGACCCCAUUAUGUAAUGUUGUAUUCAGCCGCCCAUGGUGUGCUCUACAUGUCGGUAUUUAUAAGGAGGGACCUCAUCUGGUUCUGUUCAGAAGUGGAAUAUGCAACAGUGACAACCCGAAUUGUGUCUCAGAUCAAAACCAAAGGGGCACUGGGGAUCGGCUUCACUUUUUUCGGCACCUCCUUCCUCUUCAUCACGUCUCACUUCACCUCUGGAGAUGGGAAAGUGUCUGAGAGGAUGGUAGACUAUAAUAAAACGAUUCAAGCACUUGCGCUUCCCAGGAAUGUUCCAGAUACCAACCCGUAUCGAUCCAGUUCUUCGGAUGUCACGACUCGAUUCGAUGAAGUGUUCUGGUUUGGAGAUUUCAAUUUCCGACUGAAUGGCGGACGGGUGGCUGUGGAGUCCAUUUUGAAGCAAAAUUUGGAAACGGACAUGUCUGAGCUACUUCAGCGUGACCAGCUAAUUAAAGAAAUGAACAAAGGAUCAAUUUUCAAGGGAUUCAAAGAAGCAGAGAUUCACUUCCUCCCUUCGUACAAGUUUGACGUUGGACGGGACAGCUAUGAUACCACUUCCAAGCAGAGGACUCCUUCAUACACGGAUCGUGUUGUCUACAGGAGCCGUGUCAAAGAUGACAUUUCCCCGGUGAAGUAUUCAUCCUGCCCCGGGAUCAAGACCUCUGACCACCGACCGGUGUUCGGCCUGUUCCGGGUGAAAGUGAAACCCGGGAGAGACAACAUCCCUCUAGCUGCUGGGAAGUUUGACCGAGACCUGUAUUUAAUAGGAAUUAAGAGACGCAUUUCAAGGGAACUUCAGCGGCGCCAAGCCAUAAAGGAUCAGAAAUCCAGUGCCAUCUGUUCUGUUUCUUAAAGGUGUCCUGCCUAGCAAGAAUCGGACAAACCAGAAAGCACUUCAUGUAGGAAUCCAUGUUACAAAAAGGGGACGGGUUUCCUGUUGUGAUUCUGCUGCUAUUCAUUCCUGGACUAGAAGAAUGACUUACAAGCCAUCCUGACUGUUGAAAUGAACAAUUAUUGAAACUACUCGUAUGAAAUGUAAAAUAUUAGUGCCCCAGGGCUAUAGCUAGGAACGGAAACAUCCAAUUCUGACAUUUCACACUCCUUGUGAGUAAAUAAACCUUGAAUUCAUUUGCAAUUCUUUUAUUCCAGCCAGGGCAACCUGCCCUUAUUGACUUUUCAGAUAAAUCUGGCCUUUGCCAAGGCAAGCAAGGUAUUCUGUUGUUGUAUCAUUGGUGUAUUAGUACAAUCAUUGACACUCACCAGUUGCAAAUAUUGGAACCCAGUUUCAUCCCAAGGAUCUAAAAUGCCCUAAGCAAUAGUCCCCUAAAAUUUCCUGCAAAGAAUCCUUUUGGUAUCCAAAUCGAUUUCAUCUUUUCCCUCAGCCUCUGCCUCCUAAUCCUCAGCAUAGUAGCAGCUGUCCAUUCCUCAUCUGGCCAUCUUAAUUAAGAACCACCAAGUCCUACUUGUUUCUGUGUUUUGACUCCUUACACAUUCCCCCACCUCUGUUGGUACACUCAGCUCUGCCAUAAAAAGUGUAUUUUCAGCAGGCGUUUUUGCCGGAAGACAGAGAACGUCCUUUCGACGACGUAAGCCUGGCUGGACGUGCCAAGGUACGGAAGAAGCUGUGAGCGUACCACGGCGUGACUUUAUCUCAAUGCAAAAAUCCGUAAGAAUGAAACCCUUGUUUUAGAAAACUGGAUAUACUUCCACGAGAAAUGGAACCCAGAAAGGUGGCACCCUGCUUCCUAUCAGUCAGUCGUUGCAUCGAUGGUAUUUAUUAAGCACUUUCCAUGUGCAGAGCACUGUAGUAACUGCUUGGGAGAGUACAGUUUAACAGUCCCUAUCCACAACGAGUUUGGUUUAGAGAUGAGCGUCUUACCAUUGCUAGGGCAGUGCAAGUGGGGAGAUAAUUUAAGGGAGGGACCCAAUGCCUAUUUUCGGUACCGAUUCCCUGGCUGCAGGGAGCAGGAUCCACUCUGGUGCCGGCCUUUGGGACUCCAAAGAAGUCUCCGUUUGGCCUGGAGUCAUCCCUGCUAGCAGGGGAGCAGUCCUGGAUCCUUCUUCAUUUAAGCAGCGUCCGAUUUGAUCCUUGGACCCUCCUGAUCCGGCCCCCAAACUGGCACCGGGAGAUGGAGGACAAGCUCCUUGUGAGCACAGAACGUGUCUGCUUAUCGUUACAUUGUACUCUCCCAAACGCUUAGUACGGUGCUUUGUACACAGUGCUCAAUAAAUAGGAUUGAGUGAAUGAAUCCACUAAACAGCUAAUCAUCUGGUUGUAUCCCUUGUCGACCCACUUAAUAUCAGCACUACAGGAGCCCGUUGGUCCCAUGAUUUUCCCAGACCACGUCAAGCUCAGUUUGACAAGUCCCACAUGGGGCUCACAGUCUUAAUCCCCAUUUUACAGAUGAGAUUUUUAGAAAUAUCGUGCUAAAGGUUUGGGGGGGAAAGCACAUUUUCUAAGGGCUAAAUCUGAAGCUGGUUCAACGACAUGGUUUGUUCAGGCCAUUUGUCCUAAACAUGUUGGGCAGAAGGUAGAAAACUGUUCAUUGUCUUUCCAGUAGACAAAGGUAAAUGGGUUGCAUUGCGGGAUUGUCAUCCUUUUAUGUUCAACCUUAGGGAUCAACUGGAAUUAGUCUGACUUUAAGUUUCUACACAUCCCUACUACUGUAUUGUGCAUGUUCCAUUCCACGAGAAUGUAUCCUCUGAAUAUGCAGAAAUCACGGUGCAUUCAAUCCGGUAUCCUAAAUUAUUUAU
Molecule: messenger RNA, 4171 nt
Organism: Tachyglossus aculeatus (Australian echidna)
Lineage: Eukaryota; Metazoa; Chordata; Mammalia; Monotremata; Tachyglossidae
Gene: INPP5E
Product: inositol polyphosphate-5-phosphatase E
Exons: 11
Coding region: 291-2270 (659 amino acids)
Biological process (GO): phosphatidylinositol dephosphorylation
Molecular function (GO): inositol-polyphosphate 5-phosphatase activity
Source: RefSeq, a predicted model, not a curated record